UUGUAUACCUUCUAUAAUGAGUAUGUAUGUUUGUCCUCAGAGUUAUCCCCAUUCAUACGUCACUGGCAGCCUACGAGCUACGAGCCGGCGCGGAGGCGCGGGCGCAGGUCACUCACCCCCUCCCCGCAGCCCCCCACAGACAUAAAGUUCUAUUUCAAAGCCCAUAACAGGGAAUUCAGGCUGAUUCUUCAUCCUGACCCAAGCUCCGUGUUCGCUGAAGGGGUGCAGUUCCAUUCAUCAGCCGGCCCCAUAGAUUACAAUACUGCUAGUGUCUACUCCGGAAAACUAGAAGACGACGACUCUUCUCACGUAUAUGGCGUGAUAACAGCUGAAGGUCUUUUCGAUGGCACCAUAUGGACUCAAAAUGAAGAAUAUUAUGUUGAGCCACUCUCCCGCUAUGAUAUCGAGCACCCUUCAAUGCACAGCGUCAUAUACAGGCGAUCAGACGUAGAACAUCCACAUGCGAACAGUGAAACGUCACACUGCGCCUCUCAUUUACUACACAUGAAGACUAAACAAGGGUAUGAAGGGGACCUAUUCAACUUCACCGAUCAAGUAUCCCUCAAGAGAGUACCAUUCAGCAAUAGUACGGAAGACUUGAAAACUGAAAUCAACAGGCGGAAGAAGCGAUGGCUUCCCGAAGACGAAAUGCAAGACGACGAGCCAAAGAAGAAUCCCGAAUUACCUUUAGAUUUAGACGUCCCGUACACCAGUAAUAGCGAUCCAUUUGAUAAGUUUAGCACGAGAAAACCAAAAACUAAAAUCGAUAAAAGUAAUCUCAUAACGAAAGUUAGACUCGAUUCAGAGGAGUCUCGACCCAAACCAAAGACGCACGUGGAGCUUAUAAAAACAAAAGCCGGUGUAGUGACUGUUAGUAAGGACGUUGUUAAAAAGGAACCGGUCGGUUAUACAAUACUGUCGGCGAACGCUACCGACGACGGCAGGCACGUCAACAAACGAGCCACGGUUGAUCCGAGGAAGACCACAUGCUUAGUGUACCUACAAGCGGAUCACAUGUUCUACCAAAGAUACGGAUCUGAGGAAGCGUGUAUAGAAGUCAUGACGAGACAUGUCCAGAAAGUUAACGCGAUAUACAAAGUUACAGAUUUCAAUCAAGAUGGUAAGCCGGAUAACAUCACGUUCAUGAUUAAAAGGAUUAAAGUGCACACGCUAGACGCCCUCAAAGAUCCAGCUUAUAGAUUCCCAAACAACUACGGCGUGGAAAAAUAUUUGGAACUGUUUUCAGAGGAAGAUUAUGACGCGUUUUGUUUGGCGUACAUGUUCACUUACCGUGAUUUCGAGAUGGGUACCCUGGGUCUAGCUUGGACGGGAGACCUCAAAAACGCUGGUGGGGUCUGUGAGAAAAACGGACACUACCGAGGUAGUAUGAAGUCUCUGAACACGGGUAUAGUGACGUUACUGAACUACGGUAAACACGUGCCGCCGGCUGUAUCUCACGUCACACUCGCCCAUGAGAUAGGACACAACUUCGGGUCGCCGCACGAUCCGGAAAUGUGUACUCCAUUCGGCGAAGACGGUAACUACAUAAUGUUCGCUCGCGCUACAAGCGGCGAUCGUAAGAACAAUAACAAAUUCUCGCCGUGUUCAUUGAGAGCCAUAGACCCAGUACUGAACAAUAAGGCUCGCUCACCCAAAGGAUGUUUCACUGAACCUCAGCCCGCUAUAUGCGGUAACGGUGUAGUUGAGGACGGUGAGGAGUGUGAUUGCGGCUGGGCGGCCGAGUGUACGGACGUCUGCUGCCGACCCCAAGCAGCUCGACCUCACUACAAGCCCUGCACCCUCACUGAACAUAGCGUGUGCAGUCCUAGUCAGGGUCCAUGCUGCACCGCCUCUUGUACGUUGAAGUUCGGUGACAAGUGUCGUUCUGAUAACGGUUGUCGUGACGCUGCUCAUUGUGACGGUAAGCGGGCAGCCUGCCCCGCUAGCAGACACAAGCCGAACCGAACGAGAUGCGACAAGGAACUCGUCUGCUUUAUGGGAGAAUGCACAGGUUCUAUCUGCCUGGCGUAUGGUCUUGAGUCGUGUCAGUGCGCCGCCCGCAAAGACGAUCCUCGUUCUGCCUGUGAGCUAUGCUGCAGAAAACCUUCCGGACCCUGCGUGUCAUCAUUCCAUUGGAACACCGCGCCUUACGACGUACCAGACAUGUACGCUAAACCUGGCACACCAUGCAACGAUUACAAUGGAUACUGCGAUGUGUUCCAACGUUGUCGCGAGGUGGAUCCUUCUGGUCCGCUGGCGACGCUGCGUCGUCUCCUUCUGUCAGAUGAAUCUCUGGCCGGGUUCAGACGGUGGAUGCUGCGUCACUGGUACGCCGUGCUGCUCAUACUGCUCGCUGUUAUAGCGCUGCUGGUCGCUAGCACCCGUUUCUUCGGCCGUAACGCUAAGAAGAUCAAGUCAGUAACAAUAAUACAUUCGUCAACUACUGAAACCGUUCGUCUUCCGGACGCUACGGACCAGGGACUCAUAGUGCACACUGCUGUGAGAUCAAAGCUGCCCCUGAAAAAGAAAGUAGCGCUUAGAACACGAGGCUAUAGAGGCAAAAAGGAAAUACAGAAACAGGGCGACAAGGCGUCUCCGUCACAUAACAUUAAGAAGAGGAAGCCGAACGGUACUCCAAAGAUUGACGACACCCAUAAAGAAAACACAGCAAUUGUAACAAAUGCUGAAGGAAAAUCACCGAAACACGUCAUCCUAUCGAAACAUAAGAAAGUUAAAAAACGAAAAGUUAAAGUCAAGAAAGAAACCAUCGACUACAGCUCAAUGCAGAAACAUUCCUCGAGUACACCGCCCAAGGACACUGAAGCUUUAACUAAAGUACAGAAAUGGCUUCUGAGUUCACCACAACCCACUGCCAUACCUAAGUCUAAGUCAAUUCCCGUAGGUCUUACUGAGAGAACUCAUAGGCAAGUAUCGAAAGGUAGAAAAACUCGACCGUCCAAAAGUGCAACAAAUCUUCUCUCUGGCGAAAAAGCCAGACUGCAGGUUGUUUUCAAACCUCCAUUUAGGUUUAGUGUUAAAAUCUGUAAGAGUGACAAGACUAAGGUUGUACUCGAUAAGUCUUCGAAGCCCGACGUAGAAAGGAAACGUCAAGAUACUCUGCCACAGGCGACCUGUCCGGCCGAAGUGACCAACACGAACCCAAAGCUUCUCAGACAAACCUCGAAAACUACUGACAACGGAAACAUUCCAAAAACAGAAGUAGGUAACAAAGAGAAAGACUGCCAUGGAUAUGAAAAUUUACUGCCAAGAAGUGCCAGCGACUGUAAGGUCGCUAAAAAAGUACCAGAUUUAAAAAAUAGAUCGGGACAUAAGAAGAGCAACUCGGUGGGGCAAAAACGAGAAACUACUGAAAGUAGACAGAAUCUUAUUUCACAAGAGGACUGCGAUAAUGUACACGUGUAUGAGAACUUACUACUGACAGAGGAUACCUUCACACCCAAGAGUUGUAGCAUGCCGCGACGACAAACAUCCGCCGGGAUAUCACGACAGAGCAGCUACGGACAUCUACCUCGAGCUCAGAUCCGCCCACAUAGACAUAGCACCAACAACGUGAACCGUUCAAGGAAUAACAGCACCAACGAACAAGAACCCUUCUAUAAUAUAAUAGAGACGUUGAGGAAAGACAAAACGAGCGGGAACAAAGGGAACACGUCCAAUACUAACACCAGUAGUUCCUCCGGCAGUGCAAGGGACGAGUCCAGGAUAAGUAGAUCCUCGCGACAGAACAGUCUAGUUGACAAGCCGUCUCGCUCUAACGUCAGUGAAGCUCCUAAAAAACUAUGUCGCCAAUCAAGCGAGGCGGAGUUAGGGAAGCAGGCGAAUGACAAGAAUUUACGGGGCUUUCAGCUAGUUGUGGGGAAAGACAAGCUGAAACGGCAACUGAGCGACAAUGAACUGAGUCGAUCGAGGAUGCAAUUAGCGAUGCCGAUGUCAGCCGGCGCUGAGCCCAGGCGAGCCUUCUGUUGGAGCAAGCGAGCGAGUCUCGACUGUGAAGCCUCACUACCUACCACAAGGCCCAACAAGAGGACCACGUACACCUUCGGCGAACUCAAGAACACCGUCCCCAACUCAAUCGAAGCCGCAGCCGUUGAUGGCAUACAGAUCUCGCCCGAAGAUUUCCUUAAAAUUAUCGACAAUUAA
Molecule: messenger RNA, 4161 nt
Organism: Danaus chrysippus (African queen)
Lineage: Eukaryota; Metazoa; Arthropoda; Insecta; Lepidoptera; Nymphalidae
Source: the annotation of a GenBank genome assembly